UCAGUCGGUUAUGCUUAUGCGUUUCUGGGCAAUACUUAUCUCUAUCCAGCUGCUGUUCAUUCAUGUUCAUCUGGUACAUGUUUUCUGGAAACUGCUAGAUGGCCUAGUACCUACUCAGGGCGCAGAGGACGGAACGAAUUAUCAAGCAGUUUAUGUGAUUAAACUGCCGUUGCCGGAAGACGAAUCAAAUUUCGAAUGUGAUUUUGACUUUAAUACUACGGUGAAGUGUGAGCUCAAGUACAUAGAGAAGCCACCCAGUGACGACAGCGACUUUUGUCGAGUUGUGCCUGUUUUUGGAGCUAAAAACUAUGAACUAAGGUGCCGCAGAAGAAAG
Molecule: messenger RNA, 334 nt
Organism: Cylicocyclus nassatus
Lineage: Eukaryota; Metazoa; Nematoda; Chromadorea; Rhabditida; Strongylidae
Source: the annotation of a GenBank genome assembly